Trichoderma atroviride IMI 206040 is the source of this 837-nucleotide messenger RNA. RefSeq lists its product as uncharacterized. The record is from RefSeq and is a predicted model, not a curated record. Gene Ontology annotation, biological process: protein phosphorylation. Gene Ontology annotation, molecular function: ATP binding; protein serine/threonine kinase activity. NCBI's taxonomy places the organism in Eukaryota, Fungi, Ascomycota, Sordariomycetes, Hypocreales, Hypocreaceae.
AUGCGUCGCGUUUGCACUGGCUGUAACCGCAACCGCCACCGGUCUAGAUAUCCGCGCAAGGAAUGGGGUAUGGGGUCCGGCGUAUCGAAAUGUUUUAACUGCGUCGACAAUCAGGUACCCGUCGACGAAUCGAACCGGAGGUCUGGUAGCGCCAGAUUCAGAGAAUAUUUUUUCAGCUCUAUCUCAUUUGAUCAUCCAUACAGGUCUUAUAUUGAGACUGCGUUGCGCUCGGUGGCCAAAGGAGUGUAUGGCUCGGGUCCUCAUCGGGGCAAACCCUGUGUUAUCAAGUGGUUCAGGUCUGAUGCGGCCUUGGCACAUACUUUUUUCACUCUCGAUAUCGGAGCUGUCGAUUUGGCGUUAAAAAUUGUCGAAGGCUUUAAUCAGGAAAUCUUGACAGACAAGUUCAUCGAGGUAAACAUUCCUGCCAUUUGGGCAGGGCAAACCGUUUUGUGUGAGCCCUUUAUCCGAGACUACCGAAGGUUCAACAGCAACACCGGAUGGAACGACACUUCCAACGUCUGGGGAAGAAUAAUGCAAGCUCUAAGUCAUUUCAGCUACCAUGGUUCAGGAGGAAAACACGUUCUAUGCGAUCUCCAGGGUGGCAUUAUUUCUGAAAACAAGGCUGUCAUCACUGAUCCUGUCAUCCUUUCCCCGAAUCGAGCCUAUGGUGUGACUGAUCUUGGGCAAAGCGGCAUUGACAAUUUCUUCAGUCAGCAUGUCUGCAGCGAAUACUGCCGUUAUGAUUGGGAUAAGCCCAGCAAUCCGAUUCGACGCUUCCAAUCUGGCUGGGGAACAGCUAUGAGUUCAUGGGUUGGAUAUCGAUCGUGGGGGCGUUAA